UCACCUCACAUCUCGCAGCUUCUUUCUCUCUCGGCUCUCUCUCUCUUCCCUAUAAAAUUUUGGGCUGAGUUUUCUUCAAUCUCUCUCUCUAUUUCUUCAUACUUUUGAUUUUGUACAUAAACAUUUUUCAAUCGAUUUUGAUAUCUGAAUUUGCAUUUCAUAAUCUUAAUAUUAAACAAUUGGAAAAAAGAAGAAGAAAAGGGUGGGGAGGCAUACCCAGAUAAUGAACCUACCCUCUGUUCUUAAUCUCAUUGUGCCUCCCCUCAGAUCUUAAGAUUUUUUCAUCUGGGUCGUCUUCAAUCGGAUUGUUUUGUUCUUUCUUCAUUCAUUGCUUGUUGUUGAUCAAGGAUCCGAUGUUCCUUAACUGAAUCCGACAAUAUCUAUAUUUGCAUCUUUUACAGUUUUUUUUGAGGUUGUCAUAAUUUAAGGUAUUGUAUUGUUUUGUAAUUCUCUUGCUAUCAUCAUACUUGGUACUAUUUGUAUUUGAAUAAUUUGAUUAAUGUUAAUGCUACCAAGUUUUGAUUUUAUCUGAAACUAGGAUUUUGUUCUUUGUUGGUCUUAUGUUGUUGUUCUUUUGUUUAGAAUUACUAUUGUCUAUAGUUGUGUGUUGAGUAAUUUGAUUGGAUCCGCGAGAAUUUGUGUUUUUUCUUUUAUUUCAUUUGUAGUGAUGUUGAUGCCACUUGCAUUUUGUGUUGUUUUAAGCUUGUGGUGGAUGAAUGAAGUGUUUCUUUUGCUUGUGUGUAGAUAAAAUGCAAUCAGAUAAUGGCAAGUUAUUUAUUGGUGGAAUAUCGUGGGACACAAAUGAAGAACGACUCAGGGAGUAUUUUAGUACUUAUGGUGAGGUUAAGGAAGCAGUGAUAAUGAAGGAUCGGACAUCUGGUAGAGCUCGUGGAUUUGGUUUUGUUGUUUUCAUCGACCCAGCUGUUGCAGAAAUUGUCAUCAAAGAGAAGCACAACAUCGAUGGAAGGAUGGUUGAGGCGAAGAAAGCCGUUCCUCGUGAUGAUCAGAAUGUAUUGAGUAGAACCAGUGGCAGCAUCCAAGGUUCUCCUGGUCCAGGUCGCACAAGAAAGAUAUUUGUUGGAGGUUUAGCUUCUACAGUGACAGAGAGUGAUUUCAAGAAGUACUUUGAUCAGUUUGGGACUAUAACAGAUGUUGUAGUAAUGUAUGAUCACAACACUCAGAGGCCACGGGGCUUUGGAUUUAUCACUUAUGAUUCAGAAGAGGCUGUUGACCAGGUCUUACUUAAGACGUUUCAUGAAUUGAACGGUAAAAUGGUUGAGGUCAAGCGAGCAGUUCCUAAGGAGUUAUCGCCAGGACCUACCCGCUCUCCUCUCAGCGGAUACAACUAUGGUCUGAGUAGGGUCAAUAGUUUCUUGAAUGGUUUCAGUCAGGGGUACAGUCCAAGUACUGUUGGAGGCUAUGGACUUCGGAUGGAUGGUAGGUUCAGUCCGGUUGCUAGUGGCCGAAAUGCAUUUGCGCCAUUUGGUUCUGCUUAUGGAAUGGGUAUGAAUUUCGAGCCUGGUUUGAGUCCUGGAUUUGGAGGUAAUGCAAAUUUCAAUGGAAAUCUUAGCUAUGGACGGGGCUUAAAUCCGUACUUCAUCGGCAGCUCCAAUAGGUUUGGCAGUCCUGUUGGAUAUGAAAGUGGUAAUGGAGGAAACAAUUCGUUCUUCAGUUCUGUGACUCGAAAUUUGUGGGGGAAUGGAAGCCUUAACUAUGGAACAAAUUCUGCAAAUUCCAGUGCAUACAUUGGAUCAGGGAGUGGGAAUGUUGGAGGAAAUGCAUUCGGCAAUACUGGAGUUAACUGGAGUUCUUCCCCGAUUUCUGGACACGGUGGAGGGAACAAUGUGUCACAGGGUAGUGGCAACCUUGGAUAUGGAGGUGGCAACAACGGUUAUGGAUUAGGGACUGAAGGGUAUGGAAGAAGCAGUGGCUCCACUCUUGCACCAACAUCUUCAUACUCUGCAUCAAAUGGUGGUGGUGUUGAUGGUGCUUUUGCUGAUUUUUACAACAAUAAUUCGGUCUAUGGGGACACCACUUGGCGAUCUUCGAAUUCUGAGAGAGAUGGAUCUGGCCCCUUUGGUUACGGACUUGGUGGUGCAGCUUCAGAUGUUUCUGCCAAGACUUCUCCUGGUUAUGUUGGUGGUUAUACUGUUAAUAAAAGGCAGCCAAAUAGGGGAAUUACUACAUAGGAAGAUCGUAUCGUUUUGAUGACACGAACUUGUAGGCGGAGAUAAUCCAGUGAAGCAGGUGAAUUGUGAAUUUUGCACACCACUUUUGUUACUAUAUUUCGGUUUUAAGACAUAAGAUGUUUGGUUAUCUAGAGCUAACUGAAGUGCCUGUUUUGAGGAUUCAGAUAUAGAGAUAGAAGUUACAAGGGAAUGUUACGGCUUGAGUUUUUUGAGUUAUUACUAUUUAGGUUUUGGGUUUUUGGGAUUUGAGUGAGAUGUAAAAUCUUAUUGCGGGAUAUAGUGGAAGUGUAUCAUGCAUCACUUGUGAGGAAGCAUUAUAAAAACAUCGACAACAUUUCUUUUCUUUUUCAUUUUAUUUUUAUUUUCGGGAUAGCUUUUUGCAUGUAAUGUCUUGCAAAGUUGUUGGUUCUACUCAGGAAUUGUUUGUUCCUUCAAUCAUUUUGGUUUGAUUUUAGCAUAUUGUAUUCUGAGGAUUUUUGUUGAUUACUAGUGUGAUACAUUGAAAGGAUACCCUUAUAGGGUCCUUAGAAUAAGCCACAUUAUUUUUUUGAA
Trifolium pratense (red clover) is the source of this 2741-nucleotide messenger RNA. Its product is annotated as heterogeneous nuclear ribonucleoprotein 1. The coding region runs from base 717 to 2189 and encodes 490 amino acids. Lineage: Eukaryota; Viridiplantae; Streptophyta; Magnoliopsida; Fabales; Fabaceae. Gene Ontology annotation, molecular function: RNA binding. The record is from RefSeq and is a predicted model, not a curated record. The transcript has 4 exons.